Molecule: messenger RNA, 2234 nt
Organism: Phytophthora nicotianae INRA-310
Lineage: Eukaryota; Oomycota; Peronosporomycetes; Peronosporales; Peronosporaceae
Exons: 2
Coding region: 188-2110 (640 amino acids)
Molecular function (GO): protein binding
Source: RefSeq, a predicted model, not a curated record
AUUUGGUGUUUGUAGAAACCUCUCGGAUGUUUCGAAAAAUAUCCAAUCGGUUGCCGGCACAGAAUUCGAUGCCCCAGUUGGGGUUUGGGCCCAACCACGCUCUUCAUUUCCGCACUUGCGAGGAGCUUCCGACAGCGCAGACGUACGUCAUCUCCUCACCCGAUCGACACGACACCCGCCCGCAGUCAUGAGCACGCGCGUGUUUGUGCGUCUGUACGAUGGCACGACGCAGCAUGAGACCGAUGACGAGGUGCUGGAGCUUCCGCCGCCGCCGCUCAAGUGGAAGGACGCCAUCACUGCCAUGGUGGCUGCUGUAGGCAAGCAAGGCGAGUAUGAGGACGGCGUUACGACGCCCAAGGCGCGGGUCUUUCUGCUUCCCACGGAGGCCACUGGCAUUGCGGCUGAGCUUAACGCUCGCUCCCUGCGCUUCGGCGUCCGCGAGAAUGACCGCUUCGUGAUCUGUUUACGGGGCGAAGAUUACCAGCAGCCCAGCGAGCGACAGGCCGCUUCGGUACCUGAAGCAGCUGCCGCUGCCCCCGGUGGAUCGUCGGCAAGACCCAUGACGCUGUCUACGCCAAGCGCCAGUAGUGUCACUUCUCAACCCAGCAUCUCUCCUUACUCUAAUGGCCAAACAACGGGUAAUGCUGCACCGUCUGGAAACAUGGGAGGACCUCCCAGAGGCGGAAUGGGCAGCAGCGCUCCGUCCGGGGGCUUGAUGUCCAGUGGCAAGAAGGGAAACAAACGCUAUCGAAGUAUUUCCGGCAAAAUGGCCGCAAUCAAGUCGCUGGGUGAUAAAGGACUUAUCUCCAACGAUGACCGAGGUCACUUGAAAGAUCUGCUGUUAAACAAUGACUCCCCUCAGCUCCAAGAAGCACUGGACAAGUACAACAAUACGGGCGACUUCCAGGCCGUGAAAGAUCUGCUCCUCAAGGAGAUCCAGAAUCCUUCUUCCAAGCGCAACACUGGUGAUUGGCUGUCGGAGAGUUUUGUAAACGAUAUUGCUCUCAACUUCAACACCACGCCACCAGCAGCCAAGUCGGAUCCAAUGCCAGUGCAAAACGUUAACAAUACGGGUCGAUUCAACCCAGCGCCCGCAGUUCUGACCCCUUCAGCGAAUACGUUCGCAUACCAAACGAACCAGUCAACGCCGAUGAAUGCUACAAGCUAUCCGCAGAGCUCUCCCAUGGCAAUGAACCAGUACUCGGCUCCCACGAACCUGGUUACUCCUACUGGCGCCAGCAUGCCGACUAGUAAUGGGUUCGCUACUGGGAUGCCUGUGUCGAAUGGCUACCCACCCACGACGAUUAUGGCGCAGCAAUACCACCAGCCCCAAGCCUCACCGACCAAUAUGUACGCUGGCGCUCCCCCACAGAUCAACUUGCCUCUCAGAGAUCGAGCGACUUACAUGAAGCGUGGAUACGAGUCAUCGCCUGUGCACAACAUGAUGGGGAUGAAUCCUCCUGCAGUUUCUCCCGCAGCCUCUGCGCACAUGGGCAUGAACGGCUACAGUAUGCAACAAGGGUACGCCAUGAACCAAGGUUCUUACCCAGCAAACGUAAUCUACGCUGGAGACCAGUCGCAGUACACCAUGAACGCGUACAUGUCUGGAGCCAAUGGUGGCUACAAUCCAUACCAGCAACAGCCUCAGUACGCUAUGAACCGGUACGGAUACGGCAGUGUGCAGCCUGACAUGGGCUACAACUUCUACGCCGCUGGCUAUGGAUUCGGCAAGGCUCAGCUUCGUGCUGGCCCUGGAGGAAAGUGGACCACUGCUCCACCGAUGCCAUCGUAUCCUCCGCCCUGCUCGAAGGAGGAAAAGAAGGAGAAAAUUGCCAAGUGGUUGAAGAAGCGCGAGAACCGCAACUGGUCCAAUAAACCAUCUUAUCCGGUGCGACACAGCAUCGCGAAGAACCGCAAGCGUGGAGAAGACGGUCGGUUUAUUACGAAGGCACGUCUGGCCGAAAUGGCAGCGGAGGAGGCAGCAGCAGCUGCGGCAGCUGGGACUAGCAACGAGCCUCAGAAGGCGUCCCCUCCGUCGUCUAGUGCUGGGGAAGCUCCUAUCUCGAUGGUGCCUCAAACUACCAUGCCUCAGGCUACGCCCGUGCCGUAAAACUUUUUGCUGCGAUAGAUUAGUUUGUAAAAUCGUUGAGGUGUAAGUAAAUACAAUCAGCAUUAUCGUGUAAAAAGAUUGUAAAACUUGCAGAACGAAAUGCGUGAAAUGCGUUCGCGUCCAG